This is a messenger RNA of Aspergillus candidus, 2497 nucleotides long. Its product is annotated as F-box protein. The transcript has 2 exons. Lineage: Eukaryota; Fungi; Ascomycota; Eurotiomycetes; Eurotiales; Aspergillaceae. Bases 672 to 2087 code for a protein of 471 amino acids. Gene Ontology annotation, molecular function: protein binding. The record is from RefSeq and is a predicted model, not a curated record.
UUCUAAUCUAAUUCUAUAUUAUAACGGGUAUGGGAUAAUAUUGACAAUAACAGUGGGAGGGUCUUGUUCCCUGAGUAUUCUCUAUCACAACUUUAUUGUCCUGGUCUAGUUCGUCCUCUCCAACGCGUCCAUUGGUGUCUUUUGGGUUAUAUAUUUGGAUCAGUCCAAUCCGACCGAUCCAGAUGGUCCAACAAAGAGAAAAAGAAUGAAAAGAAUGAAAAGAAAGAGGUCUCAAUUCCACAGACCUUCCCCGAUCACACGAGAAGCAGAGACCCCUCUUUUGUUUUCAUCCGAAUACUCCGUGAUGUCAUAGGACUCUUGGUUUGUCGUACCGCCAACUUCCUGCAAUUACCUAUUCUCAGUACUUCCCCGUUUUUCCUUUCUAUCAACCAACUCUAUCGAACAUAUCCAUGUGGAUGACGGAUUGCCACGACAUCGAUACCUACGCCUCUCAGCGAUUACGAUAAAGUCAACCCGGUCUCACCCAGCGAUCUCUCGCUUGAUCCUCUCCCUCGCUACUUCCUCCAUCAUCAACCCCCCGAUGAUUGUAUAUUGGGCGCAGAGGUUAGUUACCCAAACACGGGCAUCUUUCGCACUCCCCCAUCGCUAGCUACGCGGUGAUCUAUGGUCGUCCAUUUCGUCACCUCGUCUACUCCCCCAACAAUCCCUCGAUGGCCGUGGUGUCGGCGACCUGGUAUUCAGUCUCAACCCUGGGGCCACCCCAUCACCACUACCCCUCUCCGAUGGUGGACAAGGAGGAGGAGGAGGUAGAAGAAGAGGAGGACCUGCCUUUCCCCAUGUCCGACAUGGAAAACAGUAUCCAUCGCGUCGUCAAAUCGCCCUUCGAACAGCUCCCCCUCGAGCUCCUCCUGCAGAUCCUGUCGUAUCUCUCGGCGCAGGACCUCGCGCGGGUGUCAGCCACAUGUCGCUCGUUCGCCAAACACGCAGCCAACGAUCGGCUGUGGGCUAGCCUGAUCAACUCCUACCUCCCGGACAAGAUCAACGAUGCGGGUCCCUUUGACUCCUUUCGCAGUCUCUAUAUCGCCCACCAUCCCUGCUGGUUCAUUCCGCAGCACAAGAUCUGGUUCUCGGAUACGGAGCACACCGGGAACCUCAUCCUCGCCCGCUACGACAACCGACGCGGGGUCAUCGAGGCCUACCGCAUCAUCGCGGAGAGGCGCACCAAUCACUUCCAAACCUGGGAGUGGAAUACGGACGUCAUCGUUCAGAACUUCCAUCCCAAGGUUAGCCUCUGGCUCGACGACCCCGUGCUGUUUCUGAAGAACCAGCGGGAGGGCCGACCCACGCGCUACCUGCAUGGCGAGACUCGGAUGCCCCUGCCCCUCGAGAUGCAGCAUGUGUCCAACGCGUUCCUCCUCUGCUCCAGCGAGCAGCCAUUGGACCCCGACCCCACCAAGCAGUGGCCGCCGCCGGCGAUCCCCAGCAGCGUCCGCGUCCACCGCGACGCCGACACCCAGCAGUCGGAAUGGGACCAGCCCCCGCGCCAGCUGACGCAGAUGUCAGAACAUGCAUUUCGGAUCCGGCGGUGGGCACAUCUCCGUAUGGGCAUGCCCAUCUUCAGCCGGGGGGAGACCCUGUCGACCUACGCCACGCUAGAUCCCAGCCUCUACACGCCGACCCCGGAAAAACCGUACCAGGGCAUCUGGGUGGGGGACUACGCGGCGCACGGCUGCGAGUUCUUACUUUUCAUGCAAGGCGAUCCCAGCGAGGACCUGACCCCACCUCCGAGCGAGACCGAGCCCCACGACGGCGGCCCAAUCCAGCGCGGCAGCCUCAUGGGAAUCAAACUCACGGGGGACCCGAACGUCCCCCGCGGCGAGAUAUCAUUCAUCUCCGACGACAUCGGCCCAGGCGGCUUCAUCCGGGUCGCAGAGGAAGCCCUCUUCCAAGGGUCCCGGAUCGUGCGCAGUAGGGGCCACGUAGCGGGCCUAGGUUUUCGCGAUGACACAUUCAUCAACUCGCAGCUGAUCCUGAUUUCCCCCGACUACAUGGCCCAUUACUGGGAAGCCAUGGGCCAUAUUACCUAUUUCCGCCGACUGGAUAUCGACGCGCUGAUUCGGACGUGAACAUCGUCCCUGUGACUUAUGACUAUGACUACGACCACGACUACGACUAACGAGAUAUGGCAUCCCUUUUGUACCCGGAAGGGUAUAGUCAUGAAUGUACUUUUUCUUUUUCUCUUUUUUCUUUCUAUUUAUGCAAGUCAAUUACUCGAUGAUCGUAAGCAUACUCACUUACUAGAGAGAGAGAAAGACAGAAGGUGUUGGAUAAAAGCAAGUGCCUUCCUAGUAAUGGCAACAGUCUGGGAGGCCGAUAUCUUGUACCUUGCCUUACUUGCCAGAGAUAGAUGCACAUGAGCCAAAGAUGGAUGAACCCUCUAUCCUAGACAAGUGCAAACCCACAAAGAUCAAUGACAUCUCACAUCUCACGUAAGGGAGUGUAUUCCCCACCCCUUACCUAGAUAUCCACCGAGUGU